Molecule: messenger RNA, 1697 nt
Organism: Paramuricea clavata
Lineage: Eukaryota; Metazoa; Cnidaria; Anthozoa; Malacalcyonacea; Plexauridae
Source: the annotation of a GenBank genome assembly
AUGUUAGAUUUACAGAAUGAAAGUGAGAUGUUGGAGGCACAAAUGCAGAGAGAAGAAGCUAUGAUGAGUGUUAGUAUUUGCGAACAGGUUAUUCAGGAGGAAAGAGAGCAAGAGUUAGGUGACAUUAAAGAAAUUAAUGAGAAUAACGGGCAGGGACGUCUCGACAAUGCACCCACUAGAAGUGUCCAAGGGGAAGAAAGGGUGACUUUGCUCAAAGUGGAUAUUGAUGACAAACAUUCUUUGAUAAACCAAAGUGAACUUGUAGAGAGAGGCACAGAAUUUCUAAGUUCAGAUCAACCAGGUGGACUUGCAAAUACCCCAGUGCCCAAAUUAAUAACCCAUGUCAAUUCUAGUAAUCCUAUGCCAGAAUUUCAAGGAAUAAAUUCUGGGUCUGCGGGGCAGACAACUACUGUGCCAAGCUCUGUGUUUCCUCUGAGACCAAGUACAUCUGUAGUCCCACCCAGACCGGAACCAACAGUUCUCCCCGCGAAUACAUAUUCAUUGCCCUGGACUUUAACCCAUCCGGUAUUGUCCUAUCAACAACCAUCAUACAAUCCUCAGACAUGGGAUACUACGUGGAAUCCUUACAUGUGCAAUGUAGGUUUACCCCCCCCCCCCUAAAUUCAAACCAUGGAGCACAAGUUUCAGGGAAAAUAGACACUAACAUUGAGAUUGUUAAGGCUCUUAAGCAAGUGGUUGCCACACCAAAGAUAGAAUAUAUGCACUUUGAUGGGAAUCCUAUCAAGUUCCCCUCAUUUAUGCACAAUUUUGAAACAUGUCUUGAAAGAAACAAUGACAGUGACGAAUCAAAGUUGCAACUAUUGAUUCGGCAUUGCCAUGGUAAGGCAAAGAAAGCCAUUGAAACCUGUGUCAAUUUGCCUGCAGAUGAAGACCCUGACUGAGAACUUUGGUAAGCCGCAUAUAAUUGCUAGGGCCCACAUUAAGAAGUCAGUCAAUCUACCCAGUAUAAAGAAAGCUGAUGGUCCUUCAUUGCUUGAGUUUGCACGGCAUCUUGAGUCCACUAAUCGUACACUUAAGGGAAUGGGUUCAGAAUAUGUCAGUGACUUGGAUCAUGUGAACACCUUGAAGGAGUUAAAUAGAACACUUCCAAUGUUCAUGAAAGCAAGAUGGACUGAGGAAGCUGGAAAGAUAUAUGAGUGUAAUUCCACACCACGAUUUGAAGAUUUUCUUAAUUUUAUCAAGAAGCUACAUUGAUGAACAAUGAAUUUGGAGAUGACCUCACCUCUAGUGAUAGUAAGGACAGGGCUAAGGAGAAAUGGAGAAAUAAUGAGAAAGGUGGGCGCUUUAACAAAGAGAACAUUGCGUUAAUGGUAGGAAUGAAAAGGGAUGAGAAUGGGAAGUUGAAUUCGAGUGUUUCACGAAGAAAUUGCUCCAUGUGUUCUGGCCCGCAUGGAAUAUGGCAAUGCGAAAAAUUUCGAUUACUUUCAUUGACGGAACGCAAGAAGGUUGUCACAGAGAAGUCACUCUGUUUUAAGUGCCUCGCAGUUGGUCAUUAUGCUCGGAUGUGUCUAAAGAAACACUUUCGAUGCCAAUCCACUGGUUGUGGAAAGGAACACCAUACAUUGUUACAUCCAGUUGAUGUGAUGGAAGCAGAACAGAAAGAAAAGGUCAUACCACAAAGGUCAGGAGGAGCUGGGCAACAACCAUCCAAUGGUGAAAUUAGCGGUGAAAAUAAG